Molecule: messenger RNA, 2000 nt
Organism: Colius striatus (speckled mousebird)
Lineage: Eukaryota; Metazoa; Chordata; Aves; Coliiformes; Coliidae
Gene: SPRTN
Product: SprT-like N-terminal domain
Exons: 5
Coding region: 110-1591 (493 amino acids)
Biological process (GO): DNA repair
Cellular component (GO): nucleus
Molecular function (GO): polyubiquitin modification-dependent protein binding; single-stranded DNA binding; metalloendopeptidase activity
Source: RefSeq, a predicted model, not a curated record
CGGCGUGUGCGCGGUGGGAGCGCGGGACGGCACGGGGCCGAGAGCGGGCGCAGGGUGCGCGGUGCGGUCGGGCGGUCGCUGGCGGGUCCGCGGGGCGGCGCUGCGCGGGAUGGAGCGGGACUUGCUGCUGGCGCUGCAGCUGCAGGCGCAGUGGGAGGCGGAGGACAGGGCGGCGGCGGCACCGGAACCGGCGGCGGCACGCCGCGAGGCCUCACCGCCGCCCGAGGCCCUCCGCCCGCUCUCAGUGGUGGAUGAGGCCUGGGAGCUGCUGGAUCCCAACCCCGACCUGCGCGGCCUCUUCGUGCACUUCAACGAGACUCUCUUCUGGGGGCGCCUCUCGGCUGUCGAGGUGUCCUGGAGCUCGCGCAUGACGCUCUGUGCUGGAGUGUGUCGCUACGAAGGAAACGGUGGAAUGUGUUCCAUUCGUCUAAGUGAGCCACUCCUGAAGUUAAGACCAAGGAAGGAUCUUGUUGAGACGCUGUUGCAUGAAAUGAUUCAUGCCCUGCUUUUUGUUACUGAUAAUGACAGAGAGCGUGAGUCUCACGGACCCAAGUUCUGCAAACACAUGCGCCGCAUUAACCGCUUGACUGGAGCCAAUGUCACGAUCUAUCACAGUUUCCAUGACGAGGUGGAUUUGUACCGCCAGCACUGGUGGCGAUGCAACGGCCCCUGUCAGAACAGAAAACCUUAUUUUGGGUACGUGAAACGUGCCACAAAUAGAGCUCCCUCUGCACGGGACUUUUGGUGGCGUGAGCACCAAGAGGCCUGUGGGGGCACAUUCAUCAAAGUGAAGGAGCCAGAGAAUUACUCUAAGAAAUCCAAUGCAAAAACUCAGCCAGCAAAACUGCCAGAUUCUGAGUCCACUAACAAAGGCAACACACCAAUGUGUGACAGGCAAGAUCUGGUGCCUUUUAGUGGGAAGGGAUAUCGACUUGGAGGAGGGGACGGUGGACUCUCAGCAAAAAACACAGGUUCCAGCAGCAGUGUUAGAAGCAAAGACACACCUGGAUCACAGCAUCGUUCAGUGGUGACAGCAAUACCGAUCCCUAAAAAUGAGAUAAAGCUUGAAAAGUCACCCCGUAGUGGUAUCUUCUUUCCUCUUUAUACCGAUGGUGCCAGUGAGAAAGUCGACUUGGCUUCAAAGCGUGAGUUUCCUGAGCUCUCUAACACAAAAUCUUGCAAGGAUGUUAGUGGACUGCCUGUUAAAAUUCCUCGCGUUGUGGAAAGAGGUUCUGCGAGUGGCAAGGCGGUUGCGCCAUCUUCUGGCAGGCCACUGAAACAGAUUUGGCUUGAGCAGACAACAGCAGCUCAGGUUGCAUCUGAGAAAAAAAGCUCAGACUGUCCCAAUACUCUGCGGCAGUGGCCGAAGCUAGAAGACAAAAACGCCUUUGAGAACUAUUUCAUUAAAGGAGGAAGUCAUGAUGUCACUUUACGGACAAACUCACCUGUAAAACCCAAAACUGAAUCUCCAGUGACCUCUGCAAGUUCCAGCACUGCUGUAAGGCAGGAUAACAAAGUCCAUUGUCCUGUUUGCCAGACUCAGGUUCUCCAGUCUAAAAUAAAUGAACACCUCGAUUCCUGUCUCACAUGAAGCCCUUCAGAAAACUCUCUCAAAAGGAUUAACUUAGAGCCCAGAACAUUUCUUGAAAAACACUCUCCUCAAGGUUCGCUUUGCUCUAGUUUCUUCCCUAUGUGCCUCGCCUGAGCUGGAAUUUAAACCACUCAGUGAGCUGAACACGUGCCAUGGAGCUGCACAUCACUAGGAAACCAGCUGCUACUUGUCUUCCAAAGAAUCCAGUACUCAGGUGGAUGUUUGUGCCAAGGUUCUUGCUGCAGAAUCUGUCUCAUCCAAGAGAAGGUGGAGAUCUGCCCAGCUGCCUCUCUCCAAGGCAGCUUUUAAAACGAAGGCGCUUUUAAUCCUGUUCCUAAGACCCCCUUUGUCCUGUUAUUUAAGUGUUUCUUGCCAUUCUUAAGCACCUAUAAUAAAUACUAUUCUGUUU